Molecule: messenger RNA, 2030 nt
Organism: Cotesia glomerata
Lineage: Eukaryota; Metazoa; Arthropoda; Insecta; Hymenoptera; Braconidae
Exons: 10
Coding region: 11-1522 (503 amino acids)
Source: RefSeq, a predicted model, not a curated record
AAAUUUAAGUAUGAAUCAAAAAAAGGCUACUGUUAAAGAAUCAUUCAGUUACGUUCAAUUGAAGAAGAAAAAAUCUGUUGGAGUAAAAUUAAAAGGAAAAUAUUUAUUCAGAGCUGCCGUGAGACUAGUUAUUGAAUACAAAGACUGGUUGCAAAAAGAAGACAACGAAAUUCUUAAAGAAGAAAAGUCUCUGAGUAUCCAAGACCGGUCAGUUCUUUUGACAUCUCCAAAUAUAAGAAGUAAACAGGAUAAAGUUCAUAUAGUCCAGUUGAUUAAAAAAUUCAAUGCCUUUAAAAAGUAUCCGGAUAAGGAGCGGCAAUUGAUUGCCAGAGUUGUUUACUACAAGCGUUUUAACGCCCAGCGAGUUAUCGUCAAACAGAAUCAUCCCGCGGAAUUUAUGUAUUUUAUUGUUCAAGGAGAGGUUGAGUUGAGUAAAAUUGAGAAGGAUUAUAUUACUGGAGAUAUGAAAGAAAUACAUACAGGAAUUUUAGGGCCCGGUGACAUGUUUGGUGAAGUUGCGCUUUUACAUUCAAUUUCACGGUCAUCAACUAUUAUCACAAAAACGGCUGUAGAUUUGUUCUGUCUUCAUAAAACUGAUUUUGACCGGCUGUUAAAAAAUAUUUUACUGCAAAACUGGACCAUUUUGCAAGACGCGUUGGUUAAUUUUAAUUAUUUCAAGUCUUGGGACGACACUACUGUCAGAGAAUGCUGCAUUUUGAGUAAAAUAAAGGACUUUGAAGCCAAUGAGAUUUUGUUAGGUGACGGCAAAGGUAUGGUGAACUACGUCUACUUCGUAUUGUCGGGUACAUGUCGGCUUAUAGAACACAUGUUAAUUCUAGAAGAAAAACACUACGGCAAAAUGACGUAUCAGUUAUACGAUCCGGAUAAAUUAAAUACACCACAGCGGAGCAGUAAAAGACUUAGCCGGAAAUCAAAUGGAGAAAUUAAUUUUCUAAACAAACCUGAAGAAAUUCCGGAGGUUAAAGAAUUUACGAAAAAAUUGCUGUCACAAAAAAUAAAAAAUCCUAUGGACUGUGACCGAGACAGUACUAUUACAGCAACAUUACAAGAUGUAGUAAACCAGUGGCAUGAAAUAACGGACAUUACAACAGCUUUGAUGCGAAAACCGUCGACUUUAUCUGACCAAACUUAUCCAGAAGCAGUUCGAACUAUUUUCAUCCAAAUAUGUGAGUUUCAUCGUGGCGCUUGUUUUGGUCUAGGUGAAGAAAUGCGAAAUCGACGGAUCGUAUCAACAACACCAGUACGCUGUUUAUUGAUUCCCCGUUACUGGUUGCUCGAGCACAAUCACGCAAAUAUUUGGCAGCGAGUCAAAGUAUUUAUGAAUUCAAAAUACCCAACGAGAGAUAAACUGUUUCAACAUUUCAUUACAAAUAAGAAAUGGAUGGAGUACAAAAAACAAUUGCUGGAUGACGUCCUAAGAAGAACCAAGAAGUCAUGUAAUAAUACGACUAUUCACGACGUUCCUUAUUCGAUUCGGAUAAAUUCGACCUACAAUUCUUAAUAAGUGCUUUGCAAAAGUUAUAAAUUAAUCGAUGAUAAAAUUAAUCCUUUGCUAAUACCCUGAUAUGAUUAGAUUAUUGGUUACAAUAUAUAUAAAGUUAAUCCAUUUAGAAGUACUCAGUCAUUUUUUAAUUUCAUUCGUUGGAUAAAUUUUAUUUUGUAACGAUGAAUCUUGAAAAAAGUAGCAAGAAAAAUUUUUUUAACGUACUUUGCAAAGUAUUAAUUAAGAUUUAUAUUGGAAAAAAUUUCGAAUUAAAUUCAGAAGCCAAUACGACGAAUGAAACAAGUGGGAACAAAGUUUACAAAUAAUUACAUAAAUAAUUUAGAUAUCAUUUAUGAUUACGUUAAUUGGUUAUCGAGAUAAUAACUUUUUUUCUUUACUUAUAUAAGGUUUAAUGGAUUGCAGAGCGUAUUAUCAAUUUACAAUAUUGGAAAUCAUUCAAACUAAAAGCUUGCAUUAUGUAUUCAAAUUUCGAGAAAAAGAUCGUUAAUUUUUUCUUAACAAUGAU